GUAACCUCCCCUUCGUCUUGUCUCCUACCCUCUUGCCGCUACGUGCUUAAACAAUGUGCUGCGUGCUUAACACUAUAUCACCACAUUCAUAUCAUCAGCUGAUAAUAAUACUCCUAUAAAACAAGUACGAGUGGUACCCUCCCGCAGCUGCACGAAUCACGGGCUUAUGUUGGCUAACAAACGCAUCUCUUUUGCCAUUCCGAAGCAAAGGCGCGGCAGCUCGCUCGCUCUCGCCUUAACCUCCUUCCUUCCAAAGGCAAGCAAAGCAAGGCAAAGCAAGCGAGAGCGAGAGCGAGAGCGGGGGGGGGAGAGGGAGAGCGAUGGGAGGAGACCUGCAGCGGCGGGGCGGCGCCGUGCGGUUCAGGAUGCCGCGGCGCCGGGCGCUGGCGGCGGGGCCGCCGCUGCUGCCCGGGGCGGCGGCGCAGGGGGAGCGCAGGAGGAAGAAGAUGGCGGUGGCGCGGCUGGGCGGCGGCCGCGGGGGAUUCUUCGGGGCGGUGCGCCGGCUGCGGAUGCGGUGGGUGGCGGCGGCCUACCGGCGGGCGCUGCGCCGGCUGCGCGCCUUCUACGCCCGGACGCUGGAGGACCUCCUCGAGGGCGCGGCGGCCGUUAGCAUGAUGCAAUCCAACUACGCCGGCGCCGACUGCUCCUUCGGCACCGCCUUCGCUCCCGCCGUCACCGUCGGCAACCGCUACUGACGCCGGCCCCCCGCGCCGAGCGAGGAUCUGAUGGAGCGGGAGAUCGAGCACGUCGUCCGUGUGUAGUGGUACUCGUCUCGUGCUUGACUCAGCUGCUUGGGAUCGAUCGACGUUCUACCUCCUUGAUCUGUACGUGUACGUACGUAUAAACUCUGUUGUUUAAGUUAGCUAGCAUGUUACUGCUGCUGCUACUUAAUUUCUGAAUCAAAGGACAGGCGAUGAUGAUAAACUAAACGAGGAAAGAAAGAAUCAAAUUUCUUUUCCUUCGUUCGAGUCUUGUUCAACUAUGCGUUCUUUAUCAGAAAUUCAUCAUACGUAGCUCAUACUGCACAUAUUGUAUCGACCAAAGUUCCUAUUAAUUAAUACUUGAUCUCUUCUUCACAA
Molecule: messenger RNA, 1079 nt
Organism: Triticum dicoccoides
Lineage: Eukaryota; Viridiplantae; Streptophyta; Magnoliopsida; Poales; Poaceae
Exons: 1
Coding region: 321-695 (124 amino acids)
Source: RefSeq, a predicted model, not a curated record